Messenger RNA from Scylla paramamosain (green mud crab), 1643 nucleotides. RefSeq lists its product as uncharacterized. The transcript is spliced from 9 exons. The record is from RefSeq and is a predicted model, not a curated record. NCBI's taxonomy places the organism in Eukaryota, Metazoa, Arthropoda, Malacostraca, Decapoda, Portunidae. Bases 206 to 1510 code for a protein of 434 amino acids. Gene Ontology annotation, molecular function: lipid binding.
UGUUUAAUUUAUUGUCACUUAGAUACCUACUACUUCUCUCUUCCUCUGGCACUCUGCUCCACUCAGUAAUCUUUCUUUGCUCAGGUGAGGACGAGUGAGAGAUGGCACCUGUUCUGGGAAGCAAUUUAAGGUGCAUUAGAGGGCAAGGCGAGGCGACGCUGAGAGAAGAACGUCACUAUACCCAGACCAGUGUCGAGUAGUGACCAUGGCAGGAUGCUCGAGAUUCCACUUCGUGUUGGUGGUGGCUGUCGCUGCCGCCCUCACGCCCCGCGCAGCAGCAGCAACUGGAGGAUCCACACGUAACUACAUUGACACCAUAAUCAUCAACGCCCUAGAGAACCUCAGGAACCAUAUGGCAGAAGGCUGGCCUGAUCUCGGCGUGCCCCCCCUCGACCCCUUGGACCUGGGCAACAUCAACAUCGACAUCAACAGCGGCAGUAACAGGGUGCAGGGGUCGCUGUCUGAUGUGCGGGUGCUCGGUCUGUCCUCCUUCACCAUCGACAAGGUGCACAGCCAGCUCCUCACCCUCAAAGUGGACCUGGAGCUGGGCAUUCCCCUCCUCGAGAUCAACGGCACCUAUAGCAUCACGGGCAAAGCGGGGAUCCUGCCCAUCUACGGUGACGGCCCCUUCAGGAUGGACGCUUACAACUUCACCCUCAAGGGAAUGAUUGAUCUGGGCACGACUGAGGAAGGAGUGUUUGGAGUGGCGGUGCUGGAUCUGGAUGUAGCCACGCCCAAGAUUGAAAUUAACUUCGAGGACAUAAUGGGUGGCGGGGAGAUGGGAGACUUCGUGAACGGCAUCCUCAACUCAAUGGCUCCCGACUUCCUGCAGUCUCUAGAGAAUCAGUACAUGCCACUGCUGGAGGAGACAAUCAGGCACGAAAUUAACCAGAUUCUCCAUGGAAAUUCCAGCCUCAUCAGAAAGAGGGACGACUCAGUCAACGAUUACUUCGAUCGCGUUUUCGCCAACAUGCGCCUCAGUAUCACAGAAAACGGACAGGACCCUAUUACUCUCCCGGUAGACAGCGAUGACUUCUCUAUUACGCUGUUCAACAAGACUCUGACAGGCGAGGUAAAGGUGGGACCUGGCAAGCUGUCUGGGCUGUCCACCGUCCACCGCGCGGGGGACAUGACUCUCCUGUACGUGGGGGAGCAAGACGAGGCGGUGUGGCAGGGCGAAGUGGGCCUGACUGACUUGCAGGUGGACUACAGGUUGCGCCUCUCGCUGCCACUGCUGGGGAAGGACCUGAGCUUCUCCGCCAAGAUGUCCUUCAUACACCUGAGCUUCGAGACGGACGUGUUCCUGCACCAGUCUGACAUUACUUUCGCCUACUGCAACGUGACGGAGAUUGGGCCCGUGCACUUCAAGGAGACAGGGACGGGACCGCUGGACACCUCCCUCUACAACCUGGUGAUCAACGUCCUCCUCGGGGAGAUGCAGGGUGUCGUAGCCACCACCGUGCAGGAAGUGGUGUGUGCCUUGCUGGAGGGCGCCUUUGCCUCGGGAUAGCGGCGGCAGCUUCCCUCACUCCUGUCUGCUGGUGGCGCGCCGGCAACACACGUCUUGUUACCUCCUGCGUGUGUCAUUUAGGAAGGUUAUGCUCAGAUGGGAUGAAGUGAUUAAUAAAAGCCUUCAGUGGUCA